Messenger RNA from Erythranthe guttata (spotted monkey flower), 2409 nucleotides. RefSeq names its product Tetratricopeptide repeat (TPR)-like superfamily protein. NCBI's taxonomy places the organism in Eukaryota, Viridiplantae, Streptophyta, Magnoliopsida, Lamiales, Phrymaceae. The record is from RefSeq and is a predicted model, not a curated record. Gene Ontology annotation, molecular function: protein binding.
AAUUUGCUCAAUAAAAUAAAAAUUGGAGCUUAGUUGAACUGGUUUGUCGGAGGAUGGCGGUCGGCACACUUUGGGCGGCGUAAACUGCUGAAAUGCCCACACUACCAUCACGCAGCGCCGGCGAAACCACCAAAUUAUCAAUAAAUAUCAAAACCCAACUAUCCAAAUUCAAGCUCUCGUACUCCACCUCACUCUUCCCUUCCAAUCUAAAAAAUGCCUUCUCCAAAACACCCACAACCACCGCCUCCGCCGCCGCCGCCGCCGCGAAAACCAUCCAAAUUGAGGAGGAUACCCCAUCUCAAAAUUCAAAUUGCAACAAAUCCAAGAAAGCCAUAGCCGCGGCCAAACUGAUCAACACCAAACCCUGGGCGGCGCCACUAGAAUCCCGCCUCUCCACCGCCCUAACCCCACUCUCCCAAACAGCCUUCUUCCAAACCCUCCGCCGCAUCAAAACCCCAUCAAACGCCCUCCGCUUCUUCAACUGGGCCCAAAGCUCAGGCUUCACCCACAACCACCACUCCUACUUCAUCAUGCUCCAAAUCCUCGGCCGGGCCCGACACCUCAACCCGGCCCGAAACUUCCUCUUCUCCAUCCCCAAGAAAUCCAACAACACCGUCCCCCUCACCGACAAGUUCUUCAACAGCUUAAUCCGUAGCUACGGCGAUGCGGGCCUCUACCAAGAAUCCCUAAAGAUAUUCCAAGUUAUGAAAUCGAUGGCCGUUUCGCCCUCCACCGUCACGUUCAAUUCGCUCUUCUCGAUCCUGCUCAAGAGGGGCAGAAUGGGAAUGGUUUUCGAGCUCUACAACGAAAUGCUCAAGACCUACGGGGCUAAACCGGAUUCGUACACUUUCAAUGUUUUGAUAAGAGGGCUGUGUAUGAACUCGAGUGUCGACGAAGCAUUUAGAAUGUUCAAGGAAAUGGAGAAGUUCGACUGCAAACCCGAUUUGAUUACGUACAAUACCAUCGUCGAUGGCUUGUGCAGAACCGGAAAAGUUAGCAUUGCUCGUAAUGUGGUGACGGGAUUGUUUAAAACAUGUGAGGAUUUGAGGCCGAACGUUGUUACCUACACCACUUUGAUUAGAGGGUAUUGUGGGAAACGAGAAAUCGAAGAGGCGUUUGAUGUGUUUAGAGAGAUGAUCGGUGGAGGAAUUACUCCCAACGAGAUUACUUGUAAUACACUCAUACAAGGGCUUUGCGAGUCUCGAAAGUUCGAUAUGAUAAAAGAGGUUUUACGGGAAUGCGGCGGAACUAUUGUUCCCGACACGUGUACUUUUAAUACCAUGAUGAAUGCUCAUUGUAAUAGUGGGAAUUUGGAAGAGGCGUUAAUUUUUUUCGAGAAGAUGAAGGAGAUGAAUGUGAAACGGGAUUCGGCUACGUAUAGUGUGAUAAUUCGCGCUUUGUGCGAAAAGGGGAGUUUCGAGAAGGCAGAGGAGUUGUUGGACGAGUUAUUCGGUGAGGAAAUCUUGUUGCGUGGUGAUAAUUGCACGCCUAUUAUUGCAGCGUACAAUCCGAUAUUUAACUAUUUAUGUACGAAUGGGAAAACCAAGAAAGCCGAGAGGGUUUUCAGACAGCUAAUGAAAAGAGGGACGCAUGAUCCUAUCGCUUUCGAAACCUUAAUCUUUGGACAAUGCAAAGAAGGGAAUUUUCAAGAUGCGCAUAAUCUGUUGAUCUUGAUGUUGAGGAGAGAUUUCUUGCCUAGUGUGAAGAUUUACGAGUCUUUAAUCGACGGUCUAUUAAAGAAGAAAGAAGCGAAUCUAGCACACGACACUUUAGAGAAGAUGCUGAGAAGCAAGUAUAUUCCAAGGGCGUCGAAAUUCCACGGCGUUCUAAUGGAGCUCGUCGAGAAGGAAUAUGCCAAAGAAUCUGCGGAUUUGAUGGGGCUGAUGCUGGAGAAAGAGAUCCGACCGAACGUGAAUCUGUCGACCGAUGUCGUACGGGUUCUGUUCAAGAAUUGUAUGAACGACAAGGCGUUUGAGAUUCUCACGAGUCUUUAUGGAAAUAGCUACGUUGUGAACAUGGAAGAAUUGGUUUCGUUUCUUUGCGGGGGAGGGAAAUUGGUCGAGGUGGGUGAGUUGUAGGUGUAUGGUCUGAAGAACGACCAGAUUGUCGAUUCAGGUUUGUUUGAUAGAGUUGUGACGAGCCUCUGUAAAGGUGGUAUGGCGUUAGAAGGAUUUCGUGUUUACUAUGAAUUGUUGGAGAAGGAUGCUCGACAUCCGUUGGGGUGCGUUGAAGAUUUGAGGAAUGCCCUUGUCGAUCAAGGUAAAUUGACGGAAGCCGAUUUCGUUGCUAAGAGGAUGACUAGUAAUUUUGUAGCAGUUUAAAUAUACCUUGAAUUUCGUCAAUUUUGAUCCGGAUAUUUCCAAUUUUGGAACAAUGAUUCUUUUUUUUCAUUUUGCGCUUUGAAAGUUU